AGAGUAGUAGAGUACAGUAGUAUAAAAGAGAAAUAAUUACCUAAAGUACCAAUUCCUCUAAACUGUACUUGUAAGAUUGUAUUUUGGAAAUUCCAACUUUUAUAGAUGGGAGGUAUAUUAGCAUACGUGUUUCCAAACAUAAUUACAAAUAUUUUCCUGUUACCUUGUUAAAAACCUGGGACAUUAUUAUGGUAUUAGUUGUGGAUGGUGAAAAGGAACAGGAAUUGUAAACCCACAUCACAUUAGACAAAAAUGAAAAAAACAAAACAAAACAAAUAAACAAAUAAGACAAAUUCCCCAUGUUAUUUAUGUUCAUACAAAACUGUGAUAACAAUAUCAGGCGAGCCCAUAUAUAUUAAAAACUGAUCUUCAGUUAGAGAGUAAAGAUCUGUUAGUGGCUAACACAGGUCUUUGACUUGUUAAGCGUAGUCCACGUGGCUCUAAACGUGCUGUGAAAAUGACAUUUGGGAGGUAAUAAUUACCAUUUCCCUCAGAUUCUUCAUUAAUAAGGCUUCAAUUGAUGCUGACACUGAAAAAAUGUCACAUCCGGCGAUGCGACUUUUUAAAAAUAAUAAUAACAAUAAAAAAAAAUCUCAUCCCGGAAGUACUAGUGAUUCUGGUUAACUUGACUCUUGUGGCUCCCCGCUCCGAUCAGGCGGAGAUCUGCGGGGGGUAGUUAACAUCAGCACGACCACCGAGCAGUUCUGAGUCUCUGAACCAAACCCUCAUAAUGCAUGGGGGCAAGAGAGGGCUGGUGGCUCCGCAGAACACUUUUCUGGAAAAUAUUGUCAGGCGCUCCAGCGAAACCAGUUUCCUGUUGGGGAAUGCGCAGAUAGUCGAGUGGCCGGUCGUUUACAGCAAUGAUGGAUUCUGCAAGCUGUCUGGAUACCACAGAGCUGAAGUCAUGCACAGGAGCAGCACAUGCAAUUUCAUGUAUGGUGACCUGACGGAUAAGAAGACGAUAGACAAAAUCCAAAAGACAUUUUAUGAAUAUGAGUCCAAUUUCUACGAGGUGCUGCUCUAUACGAAGAAUAGAACACCUAUUUGGCUUUACAUGCAGGUAGCACCAAUCAAAAAUGAAAACGACAAGGUGGUGCUUUUCCUCUGCACUUUUAGAGACAUUACGCUUUUCAAACAGCCGAUCGAAGAUGAAGCAACUAGAGAAAUGCAGUUAAAGGUCUGCCAGGAUGAUGUAUUCAUGCACAACUGUAUAGAUCGGAAACCUGCCUCUUCCCUCCAGCGUCAGCAGCCACAAAUACAUUUCAUACAAGCUGGAAUCAAUGAAAUUUCAGUAAUGUUAUCUCAAACAGGAUGGACGAAAUUUGCCAGGUUGACGCGCGCAUUGACCAACAAUCGCAACCUGGUGCAGCAAUUAGCACCACUGGGCAAGACUGAGGUCAGCCACAAGCCCUCGAGACUGGCUGAGGCUCUCCAGCUGGGAUCAGACAUUCUCCCUCAGUACAAACAGGAGGCCCCUAAGACCCCUCCACACAUCAUCCUCCACUACUGCACCUUCAAGACCACCUGGGACUGGGUCAUCCUCAUCCUCACCUUCUACACUGCCAUCAUGGUGCCCUACAACGUCUCCUUCAAGACAAAGCAGAACAAUUUGGCCUGGCUAGUGCUGGACAGCGUCGUGGACGUCAUCUUCCUGAUCGACAUUGUGCUCAACUUUCACACCACGUUUGUGGGUCCCAAUGGAGAGGUCAUUUCAGACGCGAAGCUGAUACGAAUGAAUUACCUGAAGACGUGGUUUGUCAUCGACCUGCUGUCCUGUCUGCCCUACGAUAUCAUCAAUGCCUUUGAAAAUGUGGACGAGGAUGUGAUCACAUCUGCUUCUCCAACAAGUCAUCUCCGUGAGUCCUCACAUUUCCACAGGAAUACCACACGGACAGAAGACUCUGUACUCCCAGGUCUCAGCAGCCUGUUCAGCUCCCUAAAGGUGAUCCGCUUGCUCCGGCUGGGCCGAGUGGCACGCAAGUUGGACCACUACCUGGAAUAUGGAGCCGCUGUCCUGGUUCUGUUGGUGUGUGUCUUUGGUCUGGUGGCCCACUGGCUGGCCUGCAUCUGGUACAGCAUUGGAGACUACGAAGUCAUUGAUGAGACCACCAACACCAUUAAGACAGACAGCUGGCUCUACCAGCUGGGCCUGAGCAUUGGGACUCCUUACCGCUAUAACGUCAGUGGUACAGGACAGUGGGAAGGUGGUCCCAACAAGGACACGCUGUACAUUUCUUCUCUCUACUUCACCAUGACGAGUCUCACUACCAUUGGAUUUGGCAACAUCGCUCCGGCCACAGAUGGUGAGAAGAUUUUCUCCGUGGCUAUGAUGAUGGUGGGCUCGCUGCUUUAUGCAACCAUCUUUGGAAACGUCACCACCAUCUUCCAGCAGAUGUACACCAACACAAACCGCUACCACGAGAUGCUCAACAACGUGCGCGACUUCCUCAAACUCUAUCAGGUUCCCAAAGGCCUGAGUGAGCGGGUCAUGGACUUCAUUGUCUCCACCUGGGCCAUGUCUAAGGGCAUUGACACAGAUAAGGUUCUCUCAAUUUGUCCUAAAGACAUGCGGGCGGACAUCUGCGUCCACCUCAACAGGCAGGUGUUCAACGACCACCCGGCGUUUCGUCUGGCCAGCGACGGCUGUCUGCGCUCUCUAGCUGUGGAGUUUCAGACCACACACUGUGCACCUGGAGACCUCAUCUUCCAUAUUGGAGAGAGCGUCGACACCCUCUGCUUUGUGGUGUCCGGGUCACUAGAGGUCAUUCAGGAUGAUGAGGUCAUUGCGAUACUAGGUAAGGGUGACGUGUUUGGAGAUGUCUUCUGGAAAGAGACCACUCUAGCCCGGGCCUGUGCAAAUGUCCGAGCUUUGACUUACUGCGAUCUGCACGUCAUCAGGAGGGACGCUCUGAUGAAGGUGCUGGAGUUUUACACGGCGUUCGCCAACACGUUCGCCCGCAACCUCAUCCUCACCUGCAAUCUACGAAAACGGAUAAUCUUCAGAAAGAUUGCUGAUGUGAAGAGGGAACAGGAGCGCCAGAGGAACGAGGUGGCCCUCUCCAUUCCCGAAGACCACCCUGUCCGCAAGUUGUUCCAGAGGUUCAGACAGCAGAGAGAUGCUCAAACACCAGGAGAGUCUCACACUUACUGUGAUCAUAACUGUGUGCAGGUGGAGCCCCAGCACCACCAUUGCCCCGACUCAAACCCUUUCACGCAGUGUCAGGCUGUAUCUCCUCAGCAGCAGGAGUAUAGCUCCACAGUGCAGAAUAAUGCACCCUGCACAGGAGGAGGGACUGCAGUUGGCAUGGCUGAGGAGCCAAAGAAAACCUGCACAAGAGAGGCUGGGGAGUCUAUAUCAAGGCCUUGUGCCGAGAAGGUCAGCAGCCCUGUGCCAAGCAGUGCUGCAGGUGGUCUUACCAGCAGCAGAGGUGCUCGAGGCUGGGCCAAGUUCAGAAACGCCACUUCAGCUGCGCCACCACCUCCUAUUGUUGAGCAAGAAAAGCAGCCGCAGAAGGCAGAGGAAUGGCCCAAAGGAUCCCAGUCGUCAGAACAGUUGGCAGCUGCCAACAAGAACCAGGAUCCAGUGGAGAUGGGGAGCGCAGAGGGGGGCAACAGCGCUGGAGAAGCAGGUGAAGAAACAAGUGCCCUGCACAAAACUGACUCCUGUGACAGCGGCAUCACAAAGAGUGAUCUACGCAUCGACCGAGCCGGAGACUCAAGAAACUCCUUCGAAAGAAGCCCGAUGGAAAAGAGCCCAAUGGAGAGGAACCCAUUCGAGCACAGUCUGGGGGUCGAAUCCCUCAAACACUCUUUGAUUCAGCCGGCGUCCGAACAAGCUCUCCUUCAAGCGACCCUGCAUGAGGCCAAGCUGGAGCUGAAGGGGGACAUUCAGAUCCUGAGCGGCCGUCUGUCAGUCCUCGAGUCUCAGGUGAGCGAGAUCCUCAGGCUUCUGUCAAUUAAAAGAAGACUCUCACUACCACCGACUUCUUCUCCGAGGGCCAGAAUGAAAAGUCAAGACUUAGCCACCGCCUCUAAGUCGGUCACACCGGAAGUAGUAGAUGAUGGACCUUUUUGAAUUUACUGAUUUAAGAUCCUCGGAUCCCUUAAAAAAAUGGAUUCAUAGUGGCACCAGUGUGCAUGUCCUGCAGGACUGCCAAAAACACAUUAAACACUUGACUGCAUGCAGAAAUUCCUUUCAUAUUUCCGCAGCACUACAAGAACCCAGGGAAUGUUUGAAAAUUCUUUGACUUGUGAGGCAUUUUUAGAUCCUGUGCUACAUUUAAGAAUGCCGAGAAGGAACAAGAACAAUCAAUUAAAAAAAGAAAAAUUACGCUGAAGAAACUUCAUUUUUAUGAUCAUUAUAAACCAAAGUAGUGCUCCAUAUCUCAUCACACUCCCAUCAAGGCUUCGAAACAUCAUAGCCUGAAAGGAUGGUCAGCAAAAAUAUUGAGGUCAUGUCACAUAUUUUGAGUUUUUUGGGGUUUUUUUUUUGUAAAGCUGUCAGUUUAAUGUUUGUUUGUUUGUUUUUUGCGAGCUGUUAAUUUAACUUUUACCUGCUUGGAUCACGUCUUAGCCCAGUAGACCUGAGCUCAGUAAAUGUGACCACAUGCUCACUGUAUGUCAAAAAAAAUGUCCCCCUUUAUCUCAUUUAAAGAUUCUCACUUUUUCAGUUUUUUUCUUGUCUGUGGUGUGGCGGUGGUGACUACCUUUUGGGUUAAUGAAACGUCAGGUAAUUCUAAUAUGUGCCUUACAAUAACAAAGCCUCAUUCACAGUUGUUUCAAUGAGACAUAAUCAACCCUUUAUGGUUACUGAGCAUAUGUUUUAUAAUAGAAAUGUUAACUCUUCACCAUCCAUUCCUUUUAGAAACGUUGGGCUUCACUCCCAUGCAUGUUAAAUAAAUAUAGGUGCACAAUAAUCAGCGUUUAAUUAGAAAUAUUUAUGGUUAAUUGUCAUGAUCUAUCAUGAGUUUUUCUGUGAAAGGUUUAUUUUCUGUGAACAAGAUGUGAAUAUUUCAGCAGAUAACGGUGGAAAACUUACCUGCGUGUUUCCUUUGCCUCUUGCUCAGGUAUAUGACUGAAUUUCAGUAGUUAUUUCACUAUGAAUGCUAUUGUUUUUGUCUACUUUUAACAUUAAAUAGCAAUGCAAGUGAUGCCUUUCGAUGGGUUUCUAAAAUCUAUUUGAACUGACACUUGAUGCACACGUUUGCAUUUGUUUUCUUCUUUUUGGAUAAAAUGAUGCACUUGAGCAAACAGCAUGGUUAAUGUUUUAGUUCAAGCUGUUUUCUAAUUUUCUCUGUGACUGCUAAUCAUUUGAGCUGUAAGGAUGUAAGCAUGUGUUUCGCUGUUAGUUGAAUCUGUUUUAUUUUAGAUACAAAAAUGACCUUGCAUGCCUCCGGUGAAGCUAUCAGCAGUUAAAUGAAGAAUGAAAACUGAAGUGUGGUUUAGUCUCCUCUGUUAGGCACUACAGCCGUUUGUCCAAACAGACAGUUUAUCUUUCACAUGCAUGUUUUUUUUUAUUGAUCCAGGUGAAUCAAAGCAGUAUUUGUGCACAUGAACAGUUGUUGUGAAACUGCUUCACUAUCAGGUUAAAGUUACAGCAAAGCCACUGUGGUAUUUAAUGUGUAGAACGUUGUUCCUUGUGAAGCAGAAAACACCAAAUAAAUCACCUGACUUUGCUUCUGUUACUUCUU
Molecule: messenger RNA, 5690 nt
Organism: Scatophagus argus
Lineage: Eukaryota; Metazoa; Chordata; Actinopteri; Scatophagidae
Product: potassium voltage-gated channel subfamily H member 5-like
Exons: 13
Coding region: 731-4075 (1114 amino acids)
Biological process (GO): potassium ion transmembrane transport; regulation of membrane potential
Cellular component (GO): membrane
Molecular function (GO): voltage-gated potassium channel activity
Source: RefSeq, a predicted model, not a curated record